Gastrolobium bilobum is the source of this 1083-nucleotide messenger RNA. RefSeq names its product E3 ubiquitin-protein ligase Os04g0590900-like. Gene Ontology annotation, biological process: protein ubiquitination. NCBI's taxonomy places the organism in Eukaryota, Viridiplantae, Streptophyta, Magnoliopsida, Fabales, Fabaceae. Gene Ontology annotation, molecular function: transferase activity. Bases 1 to 1083 code for a protein of 360 amino acids. The record is from RefSeq and is a predicted model, not a curated record. The transcript has a single exon.
AUGGCUUCUCUUGGAAAUCCAAGAACUUGGAUUCCAUAUAUGAACAGCAAAGACUGUUCUCAAGGAUUUUGUAGCUUGUACUGUCCACAGUGGUGUUACAUAGUCUAUCCUCCCCCACCGCCCUUUGAAUACCCUGAUGAUGAUUCAAGCCCAAAAUUUUCCCCUCUUGUUAUUGCAAUCAUUGGGAUCUUGGCCACUGCUUUUCUUCUUGUAACUUACUAUGCUAUAAUAUCCAAGUACUGUGGCCACAGACAAUCUGCACGCAGAGACAACCCUGACCCAAAUGAUGAAUUGCAAGAUAAUCACAACCCCUCAAUCCAUGAACCCUGGCAUGUUUCAACCACAGGCCUAGAUGAUGCUCUCAUCAAGUCCAUUGAAGUUUUUAAGUACAAAAAAGGUGAAGGUUUUGGUGGAUUCACGGAUUGUUCUGUUUGUCUCAGUGAGUUUCAAGACAAUGAAAUGGUCAAACUAUUGCCAAAGUGCAACCAUGUUUUUCAUCCUCCUUGCAUUGACACAUGGCUCAAAUCUCACUCUAGUUGCCCUCUUUGUCGUUCUAGCAUAUUCACUUUCAAUGCUUCAGUGCUUCAGAUUCCAGCCCAAGUGAUAGAGCUCCCUUCAAGGAAUGAAACUUCAUCAGAAAAUCAACAUUCAAGUGAAAAUGUAGCUGUUGGGAGUGGCAAUGAAUCUGGUGUGGUGGAAGAAGAAAGCAUAAUACAUCAUGGUAGAAGUGAUCCGAAGCAAGAAUUGCGUGCUUUUAGUGAUUUGGGUAAUUUGCAAGGCAGGCACGGAAUAAUUGAGAUUAGAGAAGAAGGAUAUGAAUCCAUUAGAAGGUCAGUGUCUAUGGAUCAUUCGUUUCAUAGUGGUCUUUCAAUUGCUAAUGUUAUUCAUAUAAAUCAAGAGGAAGAUUCUCAAGUAGAAGCUGGAACAUCAAAGAGAUUGCGAGGAGAAAGUAGCAAGUCAAGCUAUAAAAGAAGGGUGUUGCAUUGUGUAUUGAGCCCAAUUGCAAUGAAGAGAUCGUUUUCCAGUGGAAGUUUCUCACUUAGCAGAAGUGACAGAGGAAGACAGGGAAUUAUCCCUGUCUGA